Molecule: messenger RNA, 159 nt
Organism: Mesoplodon densirostris (Blainville's beaked whale)
Lineage: Eukaryota; Metazoa; Chordata; Mammalia; Artiodactyla; Ziphiidae
Gene: PLN
Product: phospholamban
Exons: 1
Coding region: 1-159 (52 amino acids)
Biological process (GO): negative regulation of calcium ion import into sarcoplasmic reticulum; negative regulation of heart rate; negative regulation of ATPase-coupled calcium transmembrane transporter activity
Cellular component (GO): membrane; sarcoplasmic reticulum
Molecular function (GO): ATPase inhibitor activity
Source: RefSeq, a predicted model, not a curated record
AUGGAUAAAGUCCAAUACCUCACUCGCUCUGCUAUAAGAAGAGCUUCAACCAUUGACGUGCCUCAACACGCACGUCAAAAUCUCCAGAACCUAUUUGUCAAUUUCUGUCUCAUCUUAAUAUGUCUCUUGCUGAUUUGCAUCAUCGUGAUGCUUCUCUGA